AUGUCCAGUGCCAAAGCUGAGAUUGACGGCGUUAUUAUUGCCGAGGCGUCUGCUUGGGAAACAGUUGAAGGAAAUGUCUACUUUCCACCUUCGAGCAUCAAAGACAAAUCUCAAUUCUUAGCAUCUGACACAACGACCUACUGCCCAUGGAAGGGUGAAGCUGAGUACUAUACUGUUAAGGUUGGAGACAAGAGUAUCAAGGACGCUGCUUGGUAUUAUGCCGGCCCCUACGAGAAAGCGAAAAACAUUAAGGACCAUGUGGCAUUCUACAAGAGCAAGGUGAACGUGACUGUCGAGUAG
Messenger RNA from Penicillium antarcticum, 300 nucleotides. RefSeq names its product DUF427 domain-containing protein. The record is from RefSeq and is a predicted model, not a curated record. The transcript is spliced from 4 exons. The coding region runs from base 1 to 300 and encodes 99 amino acids. Lineage: Eukaryota; Fungi; Ascomycota; Eurotiomycetes; Eurotiales; Aspergillaceae.